This is a messenger RNA of Passer montanus (Eurasian tree sparrow), 1515 nucleotides long. RefSeq names its product bactericidal permeability-increasing protein-like. Gene Ontology annotation, molecular function: lipopolysaccharide binding. The record is from RefSeq and is a predicted model, not a curated record. The transcript is spliced from 14 exons. Gene Ontology annotation, biological process: lipopolysaccharide-mediated signaling pathway; defense response to Gram-negative bacterium; innate immune response. The annotation marks the transcript as partial. NCBI's taxonomy places the organism in Eukaryota, Metazoa, Chordata, Aves, Passeriformes, Passeridae.
CCCAACAGCAGGGGAUCGCGAUCCUGGAGAAGGAGCUGGCCCAGCUGAAGCUGCCAGACUUCUCGGGUAAAUCGGGGGAGUUGCACUAUUCGCUCUCCAGACUGCACAUUCCCAGUUUCCGCUUGCCACACUCACGGAUCACCCCGAUCUCCAACGUGGGCCUGCAGGUCUCCAUCUCAAAUGCCUCUGUUGAGAUGAAUGGGCACUGCUGGGUGAAGUUUCUCUUCAUACGGGGGCCUGGAUCUUUCAACCUGAAGGUGGAAAAUAUCUACAUCAAAAUCAUCCUGAGGCUGGGCAGUGACACCACUGGGAAGCCCACCAUCAGCACCGCAGACUGCAGUGCCAGCGCCUCCAAAGUUGGCUUGAGCCUGCCACUGGAAUGUUGCUCUGCCAUUGGAAUGGGGCCCUGGUGUGAGGAGUGGUUUUACGACCUGUUCAAAAAGGGUCAUAAGUCCCUGUUGCAGAAGAAUUUAGAGACCAUGGUGUGUGACAAUGUGGCCAAGUCUGUGAAAAACGAGCUCCAGACGUACAUCCAGACACUACCAGUCACAGCCAGGAUAGAUGACAAGAUUGGGAUUGAUUACUCCUUGGUAGCACCCCCAAGAGCUACUGCUCAGUCCCUGGAUGCAGACCUGAAGGGUGAAUUCUACUCCCUGGCCCACCGCUCCACCGUCCCCUUCUCACCGCUGCCACUGGCCUUCCCCUCGGAUCACGAGCGCAUGGUUUACUUUGGAGCCUCCAGCUACUUCUUCAACACAGCUGGCAUUGCCUACCACAAGGCCGGGGCACUGGUCUUUGAAAUCACAGAGGCCAUGAUCCCAAAGGAUGCAGGAUUCAGCUUGGACACCUCUAUCUUCUCAGCCUUCAUUCCCCAGCUGGAGGAGAAGUACCCAAACAUGCCAAUGAAGUUCAGGCUGUCCACUCCCACUGCUCCAUUCCUGACUAUUGGACCAGGAGGAAUCUCAUUCCAGCCCAUUGUGGAUGUCCAGGCUUACGCCAUCCUUCCCAACUCCAAGCUGGCUCCUCUCUUCCUCCUCAGCCUGACAGGGAACGUGUCCGCUGUCAUCAACGUGAGAUCCGGCCGCUUAGUUGGGAGCCUGGAUGUGGGCAGGAUCAGGCUCUCCCUGAAGGAUUCAGCUGUUGGCACUUUCCAGGUACGAAUGAUGCAGUCCUUAAUCAACAUCAUGACUUCCAGUACCCUGCUCCCACGUCUCAAUGCCCGCUUAGAUGAGGGUUUCCCUCUCCCACUUCUGGACAGGAUUCAGCUCUCCAAUAUCCUUGUGAGGUUCCACCAGAAUUUCCUGCUGCUUGGAGCAGACGUUCGCUUCCAGCCACGGGGAUGAAGAUGAGGCAAUGAGAGCCCUUCAGAUGCUCCAUUCACCACUUUGCCAUUCCCUGCCUGAGCCGAAGACCACCAGUCCUGCCACUGCCCUGCACUGCUGCCUUGGCCCGGACCCUCCAUCCCCCUGCUGGGGCCUCACCUGGUGCUCCCAUGAGCUGGGGGUCCCCUGCCCU